Molecule: messenger RNA, 564 nt
Organism: Punctularia strigosozonata HHB-11173 SS5
Lineage: Eukaryota; Fungi; Basidiomycota; Agaricomycetes; Corticiales; Punctulariaceae
Product: P-loop containing nucleoside triphosphate hydrolase protein
Exons: 2
Biological process (GO): double-strand break repair via homologous recombination
Cellular component (GO): cytoplasm; chromosome
Molecular function (GO): 3'-5' DNA helicase activity; four-way junction helicase activity
Source: RefSeq, a predicted model, not a curated record
CUUAGACCCGGCAAAACGGACUACAUCAUGCGAUCAAAUGACCGACCAGAUCUGAAGCUUGCAGUCAGGCCCAUACAAAGCACAAUCAGGUCCUACGAUGAUCUGAAUUUUUUGAUUCCAGUGGAUGCAAACGAGACAAAUCCACCUCCGCGAUUCGUGGUAUUCUGUGACAGUCGGACGGAGACAGAACAAGCUGCCAUGCAUCUUCGAGAUCGGCUGCCAGCGCGGUUGAAGGACAGAGUCAAAUACUACCACGCGGUGAUGAGUAACGAAUACCGAGAGACUGAAGCAAAGGGGUUCAUGGACGACGGCGGAUCCUGGGGACUCAUCGUAACAGACGCUUUCGGUAUGGGUGUGGAUAUGACGGGCAUUGCGAUCGUGGUUCAAUGGAGGGCAAGAUGUGACGCAAGUACAUUGAUUCAACGUUUCGGACGAGGGGCGCGAGGUUCAGGCGAGGUGGCUUGGGCGGUUCUAUUGGCCGAGAAAAAGUACUUUGAUGACGAACGGGCGAAGGCGUCUCAACGACGCCAACGACGGCGUCAACAAGACCAACGGCGAAAGGAA